Molecule: messenger RNA, 3290 nt
Organism: Macadamia integrifolia
Lineage: Eukaryota; Viridiplantae; Streptophyta; Magnoliopsida; Proteales; Proteaceae
Product: DELLA protein GAI1-like
Exons: 2
Coding region: 1174-3030 (618 amino acids)
Biological process (GO): regulation of reactive oxygen species metabolic process; hyperosmotic salinity response; response to ethylene
Cellular component (GO): nucleus
Molecular function (GO): sequence-specific DNA binding; DNA-binding transcription factor activity
Source: RefSeq, a predicted model, not a curated record
GGCAGCUGUUCACCAGCCCAUUCCCAUCCAUCCCAUUUUCCUUUCAGUUUCAGUCACCGGCGGAUGAGAUCAUCCCAUCUUAGAGAGGGAGAAAAAGAGAAUUAAAAUUACUUUUGAACGGCCAACAAGUUUGGGAAAAAAGGACACGUGGAAGGAUCACAUGAGGAUGAGGCAGAGAAGCCGGAGAAGAGAGAGGAGGUGGUGUCAGUGCGGCGUCGCCUGUUUCAUGUAGGAAAGAGCCAUCGUGCGGACGUCACGUCUGAAUGGGGAAUGGCAUUAUCAACUCUCAGGCCUCAGGUGGCUGCCACCUCCACCCAUCCUCCACAACCGACGUCGACGCCGUACCGGAGGUGUCUUUCGGUGGUCUAAUCUAAUUUUAGGGUAACCCUAAACUCUAAAAUUAUAUCAAAUCACAUGAAAGUUACGUUUGGGAGAAGUGGGGCCCAACUUGGUCUGCCAUAGCAGAUGAGUUUUAUUGGGGUUGAUGAACACGUGUACUGUUGUUAGAGUGACUGUGUAUUAAGGGGUUGAUGCGGUUCUCUCAAACUGUUACUGGAAUGGGGGCCCUGUGACAUGUGGCGAGGAGAUGGGGUGAGAGUUUAUCAAGACUGAAGGGUUGCGGUACCACUACGGCUCUUCUACAUAGAGAGGCUGAAAGGUGAAAGCCCUGUUUUUUAAGUGAGAGAGAGUGAAGAGAGAGAAGUCGAAAAAAAAAAAAAAAAAGGGUAUCUGGUCGCUGAUUGGUUUUCUGAGAGUUCAUCUGCAAAGAGAGAGAGAGAGAAUUUUUUUCAGUAUCUUUUAGUUGUAUUAAGCGAUAUUUUCAAUUUCAUUUGUUCAUUUUUAGGCUUUUAGGUUUCUUUCUUUUCUCUCUUAUCUCUUGAGGUCCUCCUCUGUUCGUUUGUUGGAGAUCGAGCCCGUCACGAGGGUCUUCUAUUAUUUUCUGGUAGGAAGAAGUGAGAAAACCAAGCAAUUAAGUUGAAGCCCAUUCACUACUACCACAAGAUGAUCAGAUUCUUAUUCUGCUACUACUACUGCUUCAGCUGCUGCUGAGACUGAGAGGUGUGAGAGAGAAUCUGCAAUCUUCAUCAAUAUCAGGGCCUCAAGGGGUUGGUGACUUUCUGUGUUGAUCUCUAAUUUUGUGGAUUUUCUUCUUUUUUUUGUAAGAAAGGAAAGAUGAAGAGAGAGCUUCAAGAGAGUAGUGGCGGGGGUAGUGUUGGUGGUUGUGGUGGAACUUAUUCAAUGGGGGCUGGGGCGGACUUGGGGAAGGGAAAGAUGUGGGAUGAUUCACAACAGCAAGAUGCAGGAGUGGAUGAGCUUCUCUCUGGGUUGGGUUACAAAGUCAAAUCGUCGGACAUGGCGGAAGUAGCUCAGAAGCUUGAGCAGCUAGAGAUGGUAUUCGGCAGCGUUCAGGAGGAUGGGCUUUCACAUCUGGCUUCGGAGACUGUUCAUUACAACCCUUCUGAUCUCUAUACCUGGCUCGAAUCUAUGCUCUCUGAAAUCAACACUCCACCCAAUUUCGAUCCGAACCCUGUUCAGCAGCCGCCUCUGCCCCAACCCAUUGACGAUCCUCUACUCGCUCCUGCCGAAUGUUCAACCAUCACCACUGUAGAUUUCCCCAAUUCCACACAACAUCAACAUCAACAUCAACAGCAGCAACCUCGAAUCUACGAUGGUCCAUCGGAUUACGAUCUCAGAGCAAUUCCAGGUGGGGCCAUUUACGCUCAGGAAGCUUCAUCGGCUACUCCCAGAGAAAGCAAACGGAUGAAACCCACCUCCACCACAUCUACUUCCCCUGCAACGGCAACCGCAUCUUCAUCCUCUGCCGCUGUAGUCCCUCCUGUAGUUAUAGGGGUUACGACGACCAAGUCGGCUCGGCCGGUCGUACUUAUGGAGCCGCAGGAUAACGGGAUCCGACUAGUACAUAGCUUAAUGGCCUGCGCGGAGGCUGUUCAACAGGAGAAUCUCAAGCUCGCUGAAGCACUUGUCCAACAGAUAGGGUUGCUGGCCAGGUCCCAAGCCGGCGCCAUGAGAAAGGUCGCCACAUACUUUGCAGAAGCCCUUGCUCAGAGAAUUUACAGAUUGUACCCACAGGAGAGCUUGGAAUCGUCCAUUUCAGACAUCCUCCAGAUGCACUUUUAUGAGACUUGCCCCUAUUUGAAAUUCGCCCAUUUCACGGCAAACCAAGCCAUCCUCGAGGCCUUCGCCGGAAAAAGCCAAGUUCACGUCAUUGAUUUCAGCAUGAAACAGGGGAUGCAGUGGCCGGCUCUGAUGCAGGCGCUGGCACUCCGACCUGGCGGUCCGCCCACGUUUCGGUUAACCGGAAUCGGCCCACCUCAGCCGGACAAUACCGAUGCUUUGCAGCAAGUGGGUUGGAAGCUGGCUCAGUUGGCGGAGACCAUCAAUGUCAAAUUUGAGUACAAAGGGUUUGUGGUGAACAGUUUGGCGGACCUGGACCCGUCGGUGCUGGAUCUAAGGCCGAGCGAGGUGGAGACGGUGGCAGUUAAUUCAGUAUUCGAGCUUCACCGGCUAUUGGGUCGGCCGGUAGCGAUGGAGAAAGUGUUAACGUUGAUUAAGGAGAUGAAGCCGAAGAUAGUGACGAUCGUGGAGCAGGAAGCGAACCAUAACGGACCGGUGUUCGUGGACCGAUUCACGGAGGCCCUGCAUUAUUACUCCACCUUGUUUGACUCGUUAGAGGGGUGUGGAGUGUCGCCGCCAAACGCUCAAGACCUAUUGAUGUCGGAGAUGUAUUUGGGGCGGCAGAUCUGCAACGUGGUGGCCUGCGAGGGGCCGAAUCGGGUGGAGCGGCACGAGACGCUGAAUCAGUGGAGGACUAGAAUGGGAUCGGCCGGGUUCUCCCCUGUUCAUCUUGGGUCCAACGCGUAUAAGCAAGCCAGUAUGUUAUUGGCUUUGUUUGCAGGUGGGGAUGGGUACAGGGUGGAGGAAAAUAACGGGUGUCUCAUGCUCGGCUGGCAUACGCGGUCACUGAUAGCCACGUCAGCAUGGGAACUCGUCUCCAGUGAUGCCCAAUGAGUCAACUCAACUAACUCAUCUCUUGCUUUUGGUUAGUCGGCCCAACAUAACACAGCAGCCAAACGAGACGUUAACUUGCGCCGUGUAAGUGUAAGAGUGUGAGACCCACCACCCGAACCACCCCAAGUGUGUCUCCAACCCUUUUUUUUUUUUUUUUCUCUUUCUUUUUUCUUUUUUGGAAAUUUUCUUUUCCUUUCUUGCCCUUCCCUUGUAUUCUCAUCAACGGUGAAUGAAUGCCAAUGUGUAAUUAAUUAUAAAUA